This is a messenger RNA of Antrostomus carolinensis (chuck-will's-widow), 846 nucleotides long. RefSeq names its product POU domain, class 6, transcription factor 1. Lineage: Eukaryota; Metazoa; Chordata; Aves; Caprimulgiformes; Caprimulgidae. Gene Ontology annotation, molecular function: DNA-binding transcription factor activity, RNA polymerase II-specific; RNA polymerase II cis-regulatory region sequence-specific DNA binding. The transcript has 5 exons. The record is from RefSeq and is a predicted model, not a curated record. Gene Ontology annotation, biological process: regulation of transcription by RNA polymerase II. The annotation marks the transcript as partial.
AUCAGCACGGCUUCUCUUGGGGGUCAAACCCAGCUCCUGGGCUCCUUGGCAGCCACCCCCGUGAUCACAAACACCAUCUCCAGCGUGCAGGGCAUCACGGGCCAGAUCCUGACCAACGCCCAGGGCCAGGUGAUCGGGACGCUGCCGUGGGUGGUGAAUCCCCCUGGGAUGGCAGCAGCCGGCCCUGUCCAGCCCAUCCAGCCAGCUCCGGCGCUCUCCCAGCCAGCCGUGGUGGUGGCAAACCCUGCACCAGUAGCCAAGGCUUCUGCCACCCCCGUCCCCAUCACCUGCUCGGAGACCCCCACCGUCAGCCAACUGGUUUCCAAGCCCCCGGCCCCCAGCAGCGGCUCCGAGGAGGAGAGAAUCAACCUGGAGGAGAUCCGGGAAUUCGCCAAGAACUUCAAGAUCCGCCGCUUGUCCCUGGGGCUGACGCAGACCCAGGUGGGCCAGGCCCUGACGGCCACUGAGGGCCCGGCCUACAGCCAGUCGGCCAUCUGCAGGUUUGAGAAGUUGGACAUCACCCCUAAAAGCGCCCAAAAACUGAAACCAGUGUUGGAGAAAUGGUUGAGCGAAGCCGAACUCCGUAACCAAGAAGGGCAACAAAAUCUGAUGGAAUUUGUUGGGGGGGAACCCUCAAAAAAAAGGAAACGCCGGACGUCCUUCACCCCACAAGCCAUCGAGGCUCUCAACGCCUACUUUGAGAAGAACGCUUUGCCCACCGGCCAGGAGAUCACCGAGAUCGCCAAGGAGCUCAAAUACGACAGAGAAGUCGACCGCGUCUGGUUCUGCAAAAGCCGGCAAACCCUCAAAAACACCAGUAAACUCAACGUCUUUCAGAUCCCCUAA